AUGCCAUACUGGCAUGACUGGAUUUACGCAUGUCCGUCCAUCUCCCUUGCCAGUGAAAUACUGCAUAUGUGCUUUAAAUUUUUCGCUGAUCAUCCGCUCCAAUGGACCAAGGAGGCUGUAGGAGCUCACGAGCUUGAUAACCGCUUCAUUGUCCAGCACAAGCGGGUUGGCACAUGCCACUUCGCAAAAGGCAUCACACAUGUCAAGCAAAUGAUGGGUCACAAGUACAGAGAAAUACAAUGUACUAUCGUUGCCUCAAUCGCAGGUGCCACUUCACCCCAGUUUGUUCAUGCAAUCCAUGCCAUCGUGGAGUUCAUCUACCUUGCGCAGAACUCAGUUCACUCACCUGAAACACUUCAGUCAAUGGAGCAGGCUCUUUCAGACUUUCACGUUCACAAGGGCGCUAUUAUCAAGGCCAAAGCAAGGAAGGGGAAGAAAGGUGUCAAAGAGGAAUCUAUGGAGAUUUUUGACCUGUAUGCGCUGUUGAGUUCUCGUGGGGUAUCAUUGGUCAAUGCCAUGCAUGCUGAGGAGGAGGAGGUUGCAAUUACUAAUCCUGCACUCACGUGGGUAUCCUGCAUUCUCCCUGAUGAAGUCAAGUCAGUUCGUGGUCCCCAACCAGUCUGUAACCACUUUCUCAAGGGUAUCCUCUCUGGAGAUGUGCAGACCGCUUUUCAGGUCAAUAUCACUCCAGACUACAAAUCACUGUCACUGGCUGAAAUAUGCAUAAAAUACGCACUCCCUGACUUUGAUUAUUCCCUCGUUGACUUUGUUGCUUGGUCAUCACUGUCUAGUGGUGAACAUACUCGCUGGGACCCCAAAUAUGGGCAUUACCAGGUGUGGAACAAGUUUCAGCUCCAGCUUCACUCAGCCUUUCAGCAACGCAUCAUCAUGCCAAGCAGGGUGGUGCAAGCAUACCCCCCAAGUGAUGAUUUCCCCCUCGGCAAUUGCAACACCGUUCUCAUUGAUGCCAUGGGCAUCAAUGGCAAAAUGACAAGUUACGUCGCACAAGUUCAAGUCAUUUUUCAGCUGGUUGUUCAAUGA
Molecule: messenger RNA, 1041 nt
Organism: Suillus subaureus
Lineage: Eukaryota; Fungi; Basidiomycota; Agaricomycetes; Boletales; Suillaceae
Exons: 3
Coding region: 1-1041 (346 amino acids)
Source: RefSeq, a predicted model, not a curated record